This is a messenger RNA of Capsella rubella, 1001 nucleotides long. RefSeq lists its product as uncharacterized. The coding region runs from base 81 to 821 and encodes 246 amino acids. The record is from RefSeq and is a predicted model, not a curated record. The transcript has a single exon. NCBI's taxonomy places the organism in Eukaryota, Viridiplantae, Streptophyta, Magnoliopsida, Brassicales, Brassicaceae.
GAUUUCACAAGGCAUCUAAAUAUUUUGCUAUUUAUAGUUUCUAAACGUUUCUUACACUUAAACAACCAAAUUCAUGCGCAAUGGCUUCAAAGAAACCAGUUAAUCGCCCAUCCGUGAGGCACCCGAGUCACAACCAUCCUCUGAACAUCUUUAAAGCUAGAGGCAAAGAUGAGGUUGUUUGCUCUGGAUGCGAGCUCGAGCUAACGGGACAAGCUUUCAAGUGCAUGAAAUCAGACUGUGAUUUCUUCUUGCACAAGUCAUGUUUUGAUCUACCUCGUGAAACCAAUCACAAGUCUCACCCGGACCACUCUUUAACCUUGCUUCAUUCUCCACCGUAUGGUCAGUCUUACACAUGCGACGCAUGCGGUGAGUACGGAUCAGGAUUCACUUACAACUGUUCUGAAUGUCAAUACGAUGUUCAUGUUGGUUGUGCGUUUAUCCCUGAGACCGUGGAGCGAGAAGAUCACGAACAUCCACUCACUCUUCUCUACAACACACCAUGCAAAGGUCGAGAGGACGGUGCAAUGUUCAUAUGUGAUGUUUGUGAAGAAGAUAUGUCGGAGAAUCUUUGGGUUUACUACUGCAAAGAUUGUGAUUAUGGAACGCAUGUACAUUCAUGCGCGGUUUAUGAAGAUCAUGAGCCGUCAAAGAAAAAUGGAGGAGAAAAAGGAGAAGGGAGCUCUGCGGUUUCAAGGAUGAAGUCGUUGAUGAAAGCUCAAGAUGAGAUGGCGGCGUUGCAGCUCGAGGCACGUAUUAGGAAUGACACUAAUAAUGCUAUACUCGAUUUAUGGGAUAGUCCAAAGCGGAGGUAUUAUUGGUAAUCAAAUCAACGAAUGGUCAAUUGAUGAAAAAGUUUGUGAUUGUUCUUUCUUUUGAAAAUUUCGUUUUUUUCGUGUGAGUUACUGGGAGUGUUGUUAUGUCAUUUAAUCUUGUAUUUUCAUUGUUAUACAAAAUGUAUGGUGGAAUAACAAGCUGAUUGGUUAUAUAUUUGGCUUAUUUAA